Messenger RNA from Larimichthys crocea (large yellow croaker), 1846 nucleotides. It is a transcript of the gene fcer1gl, whose product is annotated as Fc receptor, IgE, high affinity I, gamma polypeptide like. Gene Ontology annotation, biological process: cell surface receptor signaling pathway. Gene Ontology annotation, cellular component: Fc-epsilon receptor I complex. The record is from RefSeq and is a predicted model, not a curated record. Lineage: Eukaryota; Metazoa; Chordata; Actinopteri; Sciaenidae. The transcript has 5 exons. The coding region runs from base 204 to 482 and encodes 92 amino acids. Gene Ontology annotation, molecular function: IgE receptor activity.
CUGCGAAGGGGAGGAGGAUGGCCGUGUGGUAGGCUUGUGGUUUCACAGCUUCAAAAAAACGGACAGCGAGCACCGGACUUCCUCAUCGCUUCUGUUCACAGAGCUCACUUCGGAUGGUCUUUUGAGAGAUCACACUUUACAGACGACAAAGGGAACGACAAAACAGACCUUUCUUUCAUCCUAUCUACAGAUCGCUCGGUAAGAUGUUGCGAGCGCUGCACAUCGCUGUCUUUCUGAUCAUCAAUCCCACCUGCGCUGAGGCCAUUGGAGACAUGGGGAUAUGCUACAUCCUGGAUGGGAUUCUCAUCGUUUACGGCAUCAUUCUUACCGUCUUAUACUGCAGACUGAGGAUGGUUCCAACCAGCAAAACGCCAGCCAAUCAGCCCGAGAAGACUGCAGAGGGAGGCAUCUAUGCGGGUCUGACUUCACACAGCACUGACACGUACGAGACUAUCAAAAUUGAGAAAAAGCCUAUCGUGUGACCAAAGACGAAGAUUUGGUCGCAGAGAGGACGCCGAGCGCGGAAAGACAAUGUCGGAUCUCGUGAAGCUUUAUACUGUAUAUUAAGUUUUGUUAAAGGUCCAGUGUGCAACAUUUAGGAGGACCUAUUGGGAGAAAUUGUAUAUAAUAUUCACCUGCACGUUUAAUCACCUAAAAAUAACAAGUAUUAUGUUUUUCUGCCCUUCAUAUCUACGGACAGCCCGAUUUUUCUCUUACUCAUGUUGAAUGUUUUGCGUUUUUCUUGCACAGCCACCGUACUUUCUCCCACACACUGGACCUUUAACCUGUGCCAGGUGUUUGUGCAUAAAGUUUCUAUACAUUAUUUUUCUCCCUUGUUUUAUUUUUUGUAAAAAACAACAACACCAUACUACUACCUUUAUUCCUAAACUUUAUGUCAUGCACGCAUGAAAUGUUUAAAUUAAUGUAACAAUUUAUUAAUAAAUGCGAUGUCGGGAUGGAUUUUCCUGCGUGAGACUUUAAUGUUUCGCAGCUGGUUGUGCCUGUGAAAACAGAAGUUGGAAUUUAUCUUUAGCUUCGGUUCAUGUGUUCCCUUUUUUUUGAAUACCACAGGACUUGUGCUUCUCUAUGUGAAAAUGAAAUCGUUAAAAUCAAUAAGGGCUGCAACUAAGUAUUAUUUUUUUUUGUUAACAAAUGAUCUGUUGAUUAUUUUUGAUUCAUCUUUAGGAGAACAUUCUGAAAAAUAUCCAUUAUUGUUUGACUAGACUCGACUUAGACUCGUUUCUAGUGGUUUUAAGCUAUUCAUGAGCAUAGGAAACAAGUUGAUAUAUUUUUCACAAAUUAUAACAAAUCUCAGGUUAAUUUCGUUUGAAACUUUGAAGCAUCGAGCUGGUUAUCGUAUCACUGUUUGAAUCACACACCAGUUGUUUAAUGACUGUAGUAGCUUUGUAAUAUUACCUGUUAAUUUCCGAAGAAAUCUUUCACCACAAUUAGUUUCCUUAUAAAUAAACAUUACAGUUAACCAGAAUUCAGUUCAGAGUUUCCAGACGGUAAACAUCUCUUUUCUUUCACUGUGAAAACCUGUUUCCUUCUACCUGCAUGUCUACAUAGAAACAUAACUGGAAAUGUAUUUAAAUCAGAUUUCAUAACACCAUGUCAACGCUCUGUGCUGUUUCCCCCGAGGCUUUUCACAACGACACGACAAACUCACUCACAUAUCCAGAUGUGUGUUGCAACACCUUAACAUGGGAAACCGAACAUGGUUGACAUAAUGGGGUCAUUGUGGUAAAAUGAGUAUACAUUAGCCUAACAUACCUGUUUCCUCAGUUUAAUUCAUUCAUCAUUUAUUCAUGUUGUAACAUAAUUAUUAAAAGUCUUUGAAUAAACA